AUCCCUCUGCAGCCCCACUGGUGCAGUCACAGAGACUAGGGCGCAUCUGGCCUGAGGCUUCUGAGAGCAGAGGCGGAGACUAGAAGCUGUGGCUCAGGACCUGAGCCAGCUGGGAGUUGGAAGGUUGAGCAGACUAGGCUGAGUUAGGGCAAAGUGCUCUGCCAUGGGCGUGGGGCUGGCUGUGAUCUGCACCCUGUUCCUGACUGCCUCUCAGGUCAGCAGUGAUGCUGUGCCCUGGGGACCCCCAGGUAGCCCUGACCAAGGUAUUGGCAGCUUCUGGGAACCACAAGGAGAACCAGCCUCUGGCAGUGGCUGGGGACCCCAGGAGGUCCAGAGCACUGGCAGUGGCCGGGACUCCUUGGGCAAGACAGAUGGUGAUAGUGACUGGGGACUCCAGGAAGGCCCUGACCACGUCAGCGGUCAGGGACCCUCGGGCAGCCCCACUGACACCAAGGGCUCAGAGCCCAUACACCCACUCUUCUUCUCCCUGGAUUACCAGCACGUGCAGCUGCCCUUCGAGAUCACACUGUGGAUCAUGCUGGCCUCAUUGGCUAAAAUUGGGUUUCACCUUUACGGCAAACUGCCCUCAGUUGUUCCAGAAAGCUGCUUGUUAAUUUUUGUGGGGCUCGUCAUGGGAGGCAUCAUUUAUGGCUUAAAUGAUAAAUCCCCACCUGUCAUGGACAGCGACAUAUUCUUUCUCUACUUGCUCCCCCCUAUUGUCCUUGACGCGGGCUACUUUAUGCCCAGCCGGCCCUUUUUUGAGAACAUUGGCACCAUCCUUCUGUACGCUGUUGUGGGCACUCUGUGGAAUGUGCUUGGGAUCGGCCUUUCCCUCUAUGGUAUCUGCCAGGUGGAAUACUUCAGCCUGCGUGAUGUGUCCUUGCUCCAUAACCUCUGGUUUGGGACCCUGAUUGCCGCUGUGGAUCCCGUGGCUGUGCUGUCCGUGUUUGCAGAGAUGCAUGUGAAUGAGAAGCUUCACAUUUUGGUUUUUGGAGAGUCUCUCCUCAAUGAUGCUGUGAUUGUUGUGCUAUAUAAAUUAUUUCAGUCUUUCAGUGAAAUGCCAUCUAUCACGACACUGGACAUUUUGGCUGGGAUGGGAAAGUUCUUUGUGGUUGGAAUUGGAGGAGUCUUCAUUGGUCUCCUGUUUGGAAUGGUCGCUGCCUUUACCACUCGCUUUACCAAGGCCACCCGUGUCAUCGAGCCCCUCUUUGUCUUCUUGUAUAGCUACCUUUCCUACCUCAGCGCAGAAAUGUUUCACCUGUCUGGGAUUGUGGCCAUCAUUGCCUGUGCCAUGAGUAUGAAGCGCUAUGUAGAGGCCAACAUUUCCCAGAAGUCUCAUACCACCAUCAAGUACUUUAUGAAGAUGUGGAGCAGUGUGAGUGAUACGCUUAUUUUCAUCUUCCUGGGGGUUUCAACCAUUGGCGAGAACCACGAGUGGAAUUGGCCAUACAUUUGUUUCACCAUCAUUUUCUGCCUCGUGUGGCGAGCAUUAGGUGUCCUCGUGCUGACUUUCUUUGUGAAUAAAUGUCACGUGAACACUGUCACCAGAAAGGAUCAGUUCAUUAUCGCCUAUGGUGGAUUGAGGGGGGCCAUCUGUUUCUCCCUCGUUUUUCUCCUCCCUGACUUUCCCCGGAAGAAGCUCUUCAUUGCAGCGACCACGGUGGUGAUCCUCUUCACAGUUUUUGUACAGGGAAUGACCAUCCGACCUCUUGUUGACUUGUUAGACGUGACCAGAGGAAGAGAAACUUCUCCAACUGUGGGUGAACAGAUUCAUAUUCGAUUCUUGGAUCACUUGCUGGCUGGGAUUGAAGAUAUAUCUGGACACUGGGGACAGUAUUACUGGAAAGACAACAGAUUGGAGUAUUUCAAUAGCCAAUAUCUGCAGAAGAUUUUGCUGCGGGAUUAUGACCAGCCCAAGUCUAGCAUCGUGCUCCUGUAUGAAAAGCUAGAGAGAAAACACGCCAUUGAACUGGUGGAAACUGGCCAACUGGUCCAUCCUUCAGCCAGUGUACCUCAGUGCCACAGUCAUGAACCAGCCACAACAGCCACAGCUCCAACUGUUCUGGAUCAAGAUCUCGUGGAUAAUAUACAGCACAUAUUGGCUACCAACCUAUAUAAAAUCAGGAGAGGGACUCCUGCGUAUAACAGGCACACACUUCCAGGAGAAACAGGGGCAGCUGAAGAGGUCAAAGAAAUUCUCAUCCGUAGACACAAGAGCCUGCACCAUAACCUUUCCAGAAGUGACUGGGAGCAAGCUGUCACAGAGAAAGCUGCGGGAUUCUUAGCUCAUCAGAGUUACCAAAUGAAGUCAAAGCGGUGCCAGUCUCUUACUGUAGGGGAUCCUAGAGCAGUUCCUGAGGUGAAAUGCAGCCGAUCCAAGUCAGCUUGUCACAUCACUCCUCUCAAGCUCAGCGGCAUGAAAUGGGUUGAUGAAGAAGAAACAGACCAAGAAGAGCAAAGAUUAUAAGAAUCAAGAUUUGGGAUCGCCUUUGGUGCCACGAACCUGUCACUUACACCCAAUUAUGCAGCAUAUAGUCUUUUUUUUUUGUAGGAAUAAGGACAGGAUUUGUAAUUUCACCAAGCAUAUGGAAACUUCUUUCACUGAUGCAGGGUGACAACUUCUCUGUAACUUAGAAAGUUAUAUUAAAAAUAAAAUAAGAAAUUGAAGCUAACAAGAAGACAUUCACAUAGAUGUAGUUGGCUACAUCUGUAGGAAAAUGACAUCAUGAGCCUUCCCUGCAGUUGCCAGUCCCGAAAAGCCCCUAUCUCUGCUACUCAGCUUCACUUGGACCUUUAUUGGAAUCCAGUAUUCCAUUUCAAAAUUUCAAAAAUAUUUAAUCUGACAGAAAGAGCUCAGAAAAGACUUGAGGAAAUUUGAAAAUUUGAAAAAUAAAAACUACAGAGAAAAGGUCAGUGAGAUUCCUUGAAGGCAAGAGAACUGAAGUGUGUUCUGAACUUACGGUAAAGAAAAGGAUAUUCUCAAUAUUCUAUGACAAUCAGGGGAAUGCAUGCCAUUUAAAACAAAACUUCUUAAACUGUGGGUUGUGACCCCUCUAUGAGGUUGCAUAACUGAAUGUGGACGUUGCAAAAUUAGGAUAUUAUCAGUAAAUAUUUGUAUACCUACAUACCCAGGGUCGCAUUUUCUCAGGUGAAAAUGUAGGAAAAGUCACAGUGUUGUUGAAGAAAUACUAUGGUGUUGGAGUCCGGAAAGACCUGGGUCCAUCUUGUCUUUGAUAUUUCUUGGCUUUGAAUUCAUGUUGUUUCCUUACCAACCACUCUUCCUUUAAUGAGGGUAACCUCCCUUCCAUGGCUGCUGUAAUGUCAGAAUCACAAAAACAAUUAGGAUAUUAUAAUGGCCCAGCAUUGCUAAGCACAGACUAGGAUCUGCUGGCCUGGAUACUUUCCAGGUUAUGUUAGAAACACACUGUUGGAGGUUGCCUUGGGCUUGAGAAGUAAGCCUGAAAUACCAUGGCCAGGAUGGUUCAGAAGACUGAGGGCUGAGAACACAGCUGGAGCAUCUUAUUUUAAGUCCUCUCUCUCUGGCACUCACCAGUUUGUGGCCUUGGGCAAGGUACCUUACCUCUUCUGAGAAAUGAGGGGACUGGAUGAGGUGACAUUGGAAGUCUCUUCCAUCUGUGGAAUGACCUCUAAAUGAUCUCUCCAUCUCCAUCCUUCCAUGAGGUGCUUUGUCUUCCUCUACCUUUAGCUUCACUGUAUGUAUAGCUAUACAUGGUCCCCAUCUGGGGGAAACUUUAGCCAAAGCAUGUUUGAUUCAAACAUCUUCAUUGUAUAAUGUCAUCAUCAAAACCCGGCUUCUCUUUCGCCCACUGCAUUAUUCCUCCUUUUAAUCAUCACCUGUGAUCAUCUGAAUCAAGUUCCCUAAAGAAGACUCAUCCAAGAGGAGUCCCCUUUGUCUUCUCCUAUGGCGUCAGCGAGGCGCCAAAUCUGUUACUGUAGGGGACAUGGUGUGAUAGAAUGGAGAAAGGGCCUGGCCUCUAAGUUCAAACUAUUCCUUCUCCCCUUGUUAACUAUUUGGUUUUGCUUCUCUAAACCUCAGUUUUUCCAUGUGUACAAUGUGGAGUUUGGGCUGAGGUCCCUUCCAACUCUAAUUCCGAGUCAACCGAACUAUGGGCCUGACUUCUCAGUUUGAGUCUUGGCAGGAUUGACAGGGAUGGCAAGGACUGGCUGCAAAUGGAUUUUUUUCUUUUCCAAAUCAUGAAUUUCCAGAGUGGGAAAGGAAGAAGAGAAGUUUGUGUUGCUCAUCACCGACCUCUGUCGCCAAUCUAGGACACAACUCAUUUUACAAAUGAGGAAACUGAGGCCCUGGAUGAUUGUUCUUGGAAGUGGUAGAGUUGGGGUUUAAACUAGGUCUUGCUACUACAGCCUAAUUUUCCUUUUCACUGUCCUCGUCAGAAUUGUAAGAGUGUGAGUACUCUCUCUUCUGGCCUGUAUGCUUUGCCUUGAUUUCCUCUGGUCUCUUUUAUCCAGCCAGGGAUGGAUAUUAACAGUUUUUAGAUGGUUUUCUUUUUUUCUAUUUUUUUUUUUACAAUGAGCAGAAUUACAUAGUGAAUAGAGUGCUAGAUUU
Molecule: messenger RNA, 4585 nt
Organism: Sarcophilus harrisii (Tasmanian devil)
Lineage: Eukaryota; Metazoa; Chordata; Mammalia; Dasyuromorphia; Dasyuridae
Product: sodium/hydrogen exchanger 2-like
Exons: 12
Coding region: 164-2467 (767 amino acids)
Biological process (GO): proton transmembrane transport; regulation of pH; sodium ion transport
Cellular component (GO): membrane
Molecular function (GO): sodium:proton antiporter activity
Source: RefSeq, a predicted model, not a curated record